UACGAUCUGUCAUCAUCCACCAUACAAUGCAAAAGGGGAAGUUGGAGGAAGUGGGAAGUGACUAGGGUACAAGCUUGAUGAGAUCUUUCGCCCUUUGAAAACGUUGGAGUGCUGAAAAAAUUCUGUUGGAAAUCCAUUCAACUACUAAGCUAGCUAACGUCGUUAGCUAAUUUUCUCGGGCAAGUUGUUAGAGUGACCAAGCAGUACUUCUGCAUCCAGAGAAAGACACUGGGGUGUUGGACAUGGCUAGUAGGGGUGGUGCAACACGACCUAAUGGGCCGAACCCAGGAAACAAGAUAUGCCAGUUCAAACUAGUACUGUUAGGGGAGUCUGCUGUUGGAAAGUCCAGUCUUGUACUCCGCUUUGUCAAGGGCCAGUUUCAUGAAUUCCAAGAGAGCACAAUAGGAGCUGCCUUCCUGACUCAGACAGUAUGUUUGGAUGACACAACAGUCAAGUUUGAGAUCUGGGACACAGCUGGUCAGGAGCGUUAUCACAGCCUGGCGCCCAUGUAUUACAGAGGUGCCCAAGCCGCUAUAGUGGUCUACGACAUCACUAACGAAGAGUCCUUUGCAAGAGCAAAGAACUGGGUUAAGGAGCUUCAGAGACAAGCCAGUCCAAAUAUUGUAAUAGCGUUGGCUGGGAACAAGGCUGACCUUGCAAGCAAAAGAGCAUUGGACUUUCAGGAUGCACAAUCAUACGCCGAUGACAACAGUUUACUGUUCAUGGAAACAUCAGCAAAGACCUCUAUGAAUGUUAACGAGAUAUUCAUGGCUAUUGCAAAGAAAUUACCCAAGAACGAGCCUCAAGCCGCCGGAGCAAACAGCGGUCGGAACCAGGGAGUGGACCUGACGGAGACAGCCCAGCCCACCAGCCGCCCCUGCUGCAGCACCUAGCCCCCUGUCCCCCCUUCCUGUCUCAACUUCCAUAACUUCUCCUAACUCUGAAUAACACCUAGGAAUGGGGUUCCCUCACCUGACAUCAGACCUUCCACCUCUUGUCUUCUCUCCUCGGAAUAGCUAAAGACUGUAUAGCUGCAUUUCUAAUACCUUUGUUUUUUUACUUUCAUUUUUUUAAGUGUAAGUCAGUAUAAUGGAUGCAUGUAUCACUACAAGGCCUAAAACACACAUCUUUAACUUAAUUGAGUUGGAAGACUAACCCCUAAGAGACAGGAAGCAGCCGGUGCGUGUUGAGGGUGUAACCUGGCUCCCCAGGUCACAUGGUAAGUGUCCUGAGGGGGACAUAAGGUUGUCUUUGAUUUGCCUCCUGUACAUUUAUUUGUGAGUUGAGUUUCUUUCUAAACAAAACAAAUUCCCCUUUUGUAAGAUGCCUAUAGGUUAUGACUUUGUUCUGAGGCAUUGAAGCCGUGUCAGACAAAAACUGUCAAACCAAGCAUUCCUUCUUGCACCAGCUGCUGGGACGUCUUCAUCUGACCUGCAGUUUGGCAAGAACAUCCAGCACCAGCAUUCAAUUGCUGGUUCACUUCAACCGACUGAACAGGAUGUAUGUGUGGUGUUUGGACAACUGCCGAUUCAGCAGUUCAUCAUGGAUAGGCCCUCUUCAGAACAUUCUCAAACUGGUUGAUGAAUUGGUUAGCAAUGUAAUCAACACAACAGAGAGUUGGACAUGCUCAAAUAUGCUUUGUAAAUUGUAUUGCUAAGACCCUUCUCUGUAUGACUGUUAGUCAUUUGUUUCCCCGCACUGUGUUAUUGUUGAGCUAUCAAUCUGUCAGAAUUAAUGGUGAGUGAUGUUAAAAAGUAGACAGAUAAGCACCAACAUAAGUCUUGACUUUUAUCUAUUAUCACAUUCUGUGGAAUUUUGCUCUACUGUUUAUUCCGGACCCCUUUAACUAUUGCUUUAGCAAAAUACUCUUCCUGAGUUCCACUACUUUUAUAGGGUAUUGCAAUGUUGUCUUCUUCCAAUACAGCUGGAAGGGCAUCAUUAAGUUAGGAAAGUACCUAGAGAUUUUGAACAAAUGUACAGUCCACCCGUGUUGGUCUAGGUUUGUUAUGGUUUUGUUACCUUUUCACAAACUGGUCAAACGCUAAUCAGUGAUGGUCUUUUUAAAUGUAUGUAGUGUUAUUAACGAAUCAAUAGUUUCUCCCCUGUGUCUUGUUACUUUUCUCAGAAUGGUCUGUUCAUAGUGACAGGACUUUUGCAUUGCACACUUCUUGGUUAUCUAUUUUAGUUAAUAACUGCCCAUUACAUUGUAUAAAACAGUGAUAGACUGUAUUGGACUUGCUAACCUAGCGCUACAAACCACAGGUAGCGGAACUAACUGGUAGUUGUUAUGACAGCCAGUUGGAUUUAACAAUGGAAAACAUGACUUUGGAAGGUCUUAUACAUUUGAGUGUAUGGGUAAAAGUCAAUAAAUCCAAUAAAUAAUGUA
Esox lucius (northern pike) is the source of this 2386-nucleotide messenger RNA. It is a transcript of the gene rab5ab, whose product is annotated as RAB5A, member RAS oncogene family, b. Gene Ontology annotation, molecular function: GTP binding; GTPase activity. NCBI's taxonomy places the organism in Eukaryota, Metazoa, Chordata, Actinopteri, Esociformes, Esocidae. The record is from RefSeq and is a predicted model, not a curated record. The transcript is spliced from 6 exons. Bases 243 to 893 code for a protein of 216 amino acids.